Molecule: messenger RNA, 4572 nt
Organism: Chiloscyllium plagiosum (whitespotted bambooshark)
Lineage: Eukaryota; Metazoa; Chordata; Chondrichthyes; Orectolobiformes; Hemiscylliidae
Source: RefSeq, a predicted model, not a curated record
AACUGGACUGAAUGGCCUGCUUCUGAAUGCAAUUUAAAUAUGGAACUUUCCAUAGUUAGAUUUGAACAUACAAUCUCUGGAUGGUUAAUCCAACACCAUAGCAUCGCAGCUGCUAAACCUGGAGUCAUGUUUAGUGAAAUUCUUUUUAAUGCCUUCCUUGAAGAUUCUAUCUAAAGGCCUCAGCCUUUCCCAAAAGACUGCACUUCGAAUUGAUGGCUUUGACCAUAGCUAUGGCUGAGAGCUGAAUUUGAGAUGUGCCAUUUGAGUGAGUGCAGUGUACCUAAUUUCCCAGGAUAAUCCAGGACCCUUUAUUCAGCUGUACUGAAUCAACAUUUUCCUCGGUUUUUAGCACUUACUGUACACGGUUUCUUCAACUAAUUUUGAGAAAUAUAGGGAGAACUUUCAAAAUCUUCAUUCUAUUAACAUUUCCUUUGAAUGUCUUUUAACAGAAACCUAUUCUAAAACUGUUUUUUGCGAGGAUGACAUAAGAUCAGUGAAUUGAUAACACAUUUUAUACUUCAGCCAAUGUCUUUUCCAUAGUACCCUCAUGGUGUCUGGGCAGAGAGAAAAAAGUAGCCACAUGACUGGCCCUAGUCACUAUCCAGUGUUCUUGCUGGAAACACAGCGUGUGAAAAUCAAAUGAGGAAAACGAAAGGACUUGUAUUUGAUUCCCCCACACAGGGAACAGCAGUCUGUCACUCACUGUGCAACAGUCUCUAACUGAGGAGUCAGUCCUUUCAGUAAAGGAGGAGAGGGAGUUGGGGGAAAUAACGUUUCAUUUUCCUGUUUUACAGAAGAAUUGCACAGUACUGCACCACAAAAUACAGAGAGGAUAGACCACCGCAGAUCGAUCCCGACCAUCAUCUAAGGGACAACUGCACAACAGUUGGGAGACAACUUCACAUAUUGUUUAACACAGGAAAUCAGUCAGGGUCAGGGGAACUUUAACAUAUCAGCAUGUCUGAAACUGGUCAGUGGUGUGGGGCCUUCCGUCAGAACCAGACUUUCUGAAGGUUUGGAUGUGAGUGAAUGGUCAAGAUGAGCCUUGGAAGAAGUGUGAGCGCCUUCAAGUGUGCACAGUUUCCUGGAACAGAAAGUUUCAACUGAGAUGUGCAACAAAGCUUUGUCAAAGGCAUUGAUGCUGAUGGAUGACCAACACAUGUACACCAGGGAGAAGCCAUUCAAAGGCGAGAUAUUUAACCAGGAUUUUGGAGGGCAAUCAGACCUGGUGAAUUAUCAGCACAUUUGCACAGGGAAAAAGGCAUUGACGUGUGAGAUGUGUGAAAAAUCUAUCUCCUCAUCAUCAGAACUCCACAUACACCAGCGUAUUCAUACAGGGGUGAAACCAUUCAUGUGCGAAGUAUGUAACAAAUCAUUCUCGUCAUCGUCAAACCUCCGCAAACACCAACGCAUUCACAAAGCAGAAAAACCAUUUCAGUGUGAGGUGUGUGAUAAAUCAUUCACACACUCAGGAACUCUUCGCAGACACCAACAUAUUCACACAGGGGAGAAGUUGUUUAAGUGCGAGGUGUGUUGCAAAUCAUUCUCCAAUUCAUCAAGACUCCUGCUCCAUCAGAGGAUUCACACAGGGGACAAGCCAUUCACAUGUGAAGUCUGUGAUAAAUCAUUUUCGGAUUCAUCAAACCUCCGUAGGCAUCAAAGCAUCCAUACUGGGGAGAAACCAUAUCGGUGCGAGGUAUGUGACAAAUCAUUCCCCAGUUCAUCAAGACUCCUGCUGCAUCACAGCACUCAUACAGGGGAUAAACUAUUUACCUGCAAGGUUUGUCACAAAUCAUUCUCACAGUCUUCAAGCCUACACACACAUCAACGCGUCCACACAGGCGAGAAACCCUUCACUUGUGAUGUGUGUAUCAAAUCAUUCUCAAAUUCAUCAACUCUCCGCAGACACCAACGCACUCACACAGGGGAGAAACCAUUUACAUGUGAAGUGUGUGAUAAAUCGUUUUCGAGGUCCUGGAACCUUCUGCUCCAUCAGAAGAUCCACACAGGGUAGUAACACUUCAAGUCUGAGGCCUGUGAUUAACCUUUCAUUAUGUCUUCAACCAUCUGGAAAUCCAAGUGAUUCACAUGGGACAAAUUCGUCAGAUGCAAUUUUGUGAUUGCCUUUGUACAGUUGGUGUACCUCCUGCUCCAUCAACACACUCACAGGGAGAAAGCCUUUUGGAGUGAGUUUUGUAAUAAAGCCUUUACACAGUUGUCAGACCACCUGGAACAUCAGUGAAUCCACAUGGUACACCAAACCCUUCCAAUGUGAUGUGUGUCAGGAUUGUUUCACCUCCUUUCUCGUCAGAUAAAAAUUUCGCCACACAGAUUUUGGACCCGUUCCCAUUGCACUGAGAGCUGUGUGUUGUUUACCCUCCAUUGUUCACAGAGGGGAGCAGUCAUUCCAAAGUUGUAUCGGUCUCAGCAGGGUCUGUCUUAAACCUCUCCCACUAUCAGUCCAGUCAUUUCAAGAAGGUUAUUUAACCUUUGAGCAGAUCAUCAAACAUCACUAAAAAAAAAAAGUACCUGCUGAGGAUCACUUCAGUUUUAAUGUUUGUAAUGAGCUCACUGCAGGGUGUUCAGUUGGACUGGGACACAGAACAAAAAGCAGCUUUCACUCCCACCAAACAACUAGUGAUGACAUCACCAGUGCUGAGGGAUUAUGAUGUAACAAUGGAGUCACCCUGCAGUGUGAUGUCAGUGAAACAGGACUUGAAGUAACCCUCAUGCAGUGAGAACAACCCGUUAUGUUUGUAUCCAGAGUGUUUACACAAACUGAGUAACAUUGUGUACAGAAUGUUCAGUGGUAUUGGGACUUAGAACAAGAAGUAGCUUUCACUCACAUCAAACAAGAGUGACGACAACACCACAAACAGUUGAGAAUUCACCAGGCCAGGGAAUUCUCACUGAUCAUUUCCUGGUUCACGUUCUCCUGAUUGUAGUGUGCUAACAGGGCUGAGGGACUAUGAAAUCAAUUGUUAUAAACUUUUUGAGAUUUAAAACAAAUCCUUUUACUUAAUCUGCUCACUUGUAUCAAUAGUUUUUUGUUACUCUGACCACAUUACGAACAAUGCUGUAUUAGACCAAGUACUCUGUUUCUGUUCAGGAAUAGAAAGUUACUACAAUCCUGUUAAGUCAAAAAUUGACUUGUACUUUGAUAGCACCUUUGACAACAACCGUAUGUCUGCAGUCCCCACAGACAAUGAGCUACUUUUGAAGGUCAGUCAUAAUUGUACUGAACAUGCACACAGCUUCCACAAACAUCACUGUGACAGUACCUGACAAUCUGUCUUUCUGUGGUGUUGGCUGAGGGAAAAGUGCAGUCCAGAACAUCAGGGGUAACUUGAAAAUGUGAUACAGGACUGUGUUACUUUAUGUAAGAGAGCAGAUAGGGCGUUGGUUUAAAGAGUCACCUAAAAGAAAACCACUGAUAAUGCAGUGCUCUCUACAGGCACCCGAGUGCCACAUACAAUAACACACCAUUAGACGCAUAUUCCAGCUUCGUGUGUACAUUGGGUGUGUGUUUGUUCGAGAAAAGAACAGAUAUGAAUGGUGAUGAGUUUUCUAGUUUCCAGAAGAGAAUAGGAUUCUUUACUGGGAUAUCCAUUAUUGAGACAUUUACUUUGUUAAAAUCUGUUGAGAAUUCACCAGCUCAGGGAGUUCAGAGAGGUCUGUGCUCAGUCAUAAAAUUAAAAAUAGAAAAUGCUGGAGAAACUCAGCAAUUCUGCUAGCAUCAAUGGAGAGAGAAAUACAGUGAACGCUUUGAGUCUGGAGUGGUUCAGAAGAGGAAUCAUAUUGGACUUGAAAUAUUAACUGUUUUUCUCUACCAGAUGCAGUACACCUGCUGAGUUUCUCCAGUAUUUUCUGUUUUCACUUCAGCUUUCUAACAUAUACAUUAUUAUAAUUUUAUUUCAAUUUUCAGUUAAUUUGAUUCACUCCACAUAAUAUCAAUAAAUGUCACAGACCACAGCAAAAGUUGUACCUCAGCUGGAAGUUUGAAGAGUCAAGCUCUGGAACUAGUCAUACCCCUGACCAAGUGAUAACACUGGCAUCCACAGGUGAACUGCAGCGGUUCAAGAAGGUAGCUCACCACCACUUUCUCAGGGUCAACUAAACACUUACUAGCUAGUGAUGCCCACAUCCCAUAUAUGAAUAAAGAAAAAAAAAUCCAGGAUAAGUCCUGACGGAUAGCUGUUCAUUAUUUACAAUAUUGGUGUUCUACUAAAAUCAGUUUCUCAGGGUUUAAGUCCCAAAGCUGUCUACAGAUUGCUUGUCAACCUGAAAAUUUGAUCUGAUUUAAAAUGUAACUAGUUUGAAUUGCAGAUGUCAGUGUUGUCUUUGUGUCUGAAUUCCUGAAGCUGUGAAAAGGGGUAAAAUGCCUGGGCUCAACUGGAUUGGUCAUUUUAAGAGGUUGUCUUAAAUCAGUACUGCCGAUAAAUCAUUCUGCUUUCAUUCACUAUUCAUUAAAGUUCUUCUGUUUAGACACAGUUCUAAUAAUGUGUCAGGAGUAAAACUGGAGAUGUAAAUCACUUAUAUGGUAGACUGGUGUUAGUUUUAGUGAGGUUUUUG